Molecule: messenger RNA, 1705 nt
Organism: Zea mays
Lineage: Eukaryota; Viridiplantae; Streptophyta; Magnoliopsida; Poales; Poaceae
Product: DNA polymerase delta small subunit
Biological process (GO): DNA replication; DNA strand elongation involved in DNA replication
Cellular component (GO): delta DNA polymerase complex
Molecular function (GO): DNA binding
Source: RefSeq, marked validated
GACGAUUUCGGCUGAUAAAUUUGGACGCGCGGGCGGGAGAAGGGGAGAAAACGCGGAGCCACACCCCGUGUCGAAACCCCAGGGCGCCAAGCUUCCCGCGGGCCACCGCCGCUGCCGAUGCCGGUGCCGAAGCCGAUGGAGAGGAAGCAAGCCGCCUACAGCAACCUCGAUGAGAGGUACGCGAUCCAGGGGGAGAAGUACCAGGGGCAGCAGUACAGCCAUAUCUACUUCACGCGCCUCCACCACAUGCGGAAUCUCCUCCACGCCCUCGUCCCCUCCUGGAAGCCGCAACUCCCUGUCACUACAGUGUUAGGACUUGAAGAAGGAAAGGAUUGCAUAAUUGUUGGAACUUUAUAUAAGCACAUGAAGUUGAAGCCUUCAAUUCUUGAUGAAUAUGCCAAAGAGAGGUCUGCAAUUCCCCUUGUCAAACCACAUAAUUUCAUGCAUCCUGAUGAUCAUCUCAUUCUGGAAGAUGAAAGCGGAAGAGUUACACUUGCAGGAGCCAUACCUCCAGCAGCAUUCGUGACUGGGGUUGUAGUGGCUCUCCAUGGGAAGGAAACAAGUGCUGGCAAUUUUCUUGUGGAAGAUGUUCUUGAGGCUGGUCUUCCACCCCAAAGUGCAUUGUCUAGCGCAGAAGAAGACAAGUAUGUAGUAUUCAUAUCAGGGCUAAGUGUAGGAAGUGACACAUUCAAUCCUCUACAGUUCCAACUUCUUAUUGACCAUGUCACAGGACAUCUGGGUGACGAGAAUGAGCAAUCCAUAGCAUCAAAUAUAGUACGCAUUGUGGUUGUUGGGAAUUCAGUGCAUAUUUCACCAAGGUUUGUCAAUGGUCAGACGGUACCAUCAAAAGAUCAAUCAAGGAUAGCAGAACCUAUUAAGGAACUGGAUAUAAUGCUUACCCAGCUCGUGGCUUCGUUGCCUGUAGAUAUGAUGCCGGGGUGUCAUGAUCCGGCAAAUUUUUCUUUGCCUCAGCAGCCUCUGCACAGAUGCCUUUUCUCUGGGGCAUCCACCUACAACACUUUUUCGUCUUGUUCAAAUCCCCAUCAAUUCGAGCUUGACAGUGUCCAGUUUCUUGGAACAUCUGGUCAGAACAUAGAUGACCUGUACAAGUACUCUGAUGCUAAAGACAAGCUGGAAUUCAUGGAAAGAACACUGAGAUGGCGCCAUCUUGCUCCUACUGCUCCAAAUAGCCUAGGCUGUUAUCCAUACACAGACAAGGAUCCUUUCCUUGUUGAAAGUUGCCCGCACGUCUACUUUGUUGGGAAUCAAGAUAAAUAUGAAACUCGACUGUUGGAAGGGCAAGAAAAACAGAAAGUGAGGCUAAUCUCCAUCCCAAGGUUCUCGGAGAGUGGAGUUGCUGUAAUGCUCAAUCUGAGGAACUUGGAAUGCAGCACAUUGAGUUUCUCAACAAGCUUUGAUGCCUGAAUAUGCUCUGAUGUUUGGAAGUGCAGAAGACUUCAAUGUACAAUGUUGAGCGGCAUGACCACGAGGGUGUAUUUGUACUAGAGCAGUUCUUUAUUAGAUGUAUGAUGAUGACCUUAGGUUUUGCCAAGUAGAUCUUUUAGAAUGCAGAUGCUGUAACUUGUAACCACAACCGAAACUGAGGCUGGACCGAGUGUAGCGUUUAACAAUCGAGUUGGUGCUCAUGCCUCGUUUUGCAAUCACAAUCAGCAGGCACGUUUGUCAGAUGUGCUACUCUUUUAUC